Molecule: messenger RNA, 1026 nt
Organism: Rhagoletis pomonella (apple maggot)
Lineage: Eukaryota; Metazoa; Arthropoda; Insecta; Diptera; Tephritidae
Product: zinc finger protein 182-like
Exons: 2
Coding region: 1-1026 (341 amino acids)
Biological process (GO): regulation of transcription by RNA polymerase II
Molecular function (GO): DNA-binding transcription factor activity; RNA polymerase II cis-regulatory region sequence-specific DNA binding
Source: RefSeq, a predicted model, not a curated record
AUGGAGUACCUUUUAGUUGAAGAGCUCGAUUCGGUGUCUGCUGAAAGCAUACUACCCCACUCUGUCCUUUACAGUAACGAUAAUACAAAUAGUAACUCUAUGGCCGGUUCAACUUCCAAGUCAGAAGGACUGUCUAUUUACUCAGAUGCAACACCGCUGAGCGAUUCAACUACGGGUGAGAGCAAAAAGGACAAUGAGUUGAGCGAAUAUACACAAAGUCAAAUUGAAGAACAAAACAGCCCACCCUCAUCGCGCGCCUGUACGCCUGAUCUACCAAUAAAAAUAAUUCAUCCACAUCGUGCUGGCCGCAUCACCUGCGAUUUUUGCCAGAAAUCGUUUACCAGCCGUAGCAAAAUGCUUUCCCACCGACGCAUGCACGAGCCGGAUCGACCGCGCUUCAAUUGUACCUUUGAGGGCUGCGAUCGUUCUUAUUUAUCACGUCAGUCGUGUGAGCUACACUACAAACAGACACAUUGCUCGCGCGAUGACUUCCUACCGUUCAAGUGCGAGCUGUGUAAUAAAGCGUUCUCGGUACCACAAACGCUGGAGGUGCAUAUGCGUUAUCAUACGCGUGAAUUUCCCUACGAAUGUCAGCAUUGCCAUCGCAGGUUUGGACAAAAAGGACAUCUGACGACGCACAUGCAUGUUAAACAUAAUAAUUUGAGAUACAUUUGCCCGGAAACGGGUUGUGGCAAAGUAUUCAAAAAUACGAUUUCGCUGCGUAACCAUAGCUUUUCACAUACGGGUAUGCCUUUCCGGUGCGCCUACUGCGAUAGGGGCUAUCCGCAGAAGUCGAGGCUCAAAGUUCACUUGAAACUGAAGCAUGAAAUUGAUAUGCCCGUUGAGGAAUUGGAAUCGAUGCGUAAACUGAAAAAUACUCAUACUCGCAUUCGUCAUGCAGUCGUAAAGGUGGCAAGCACCUCAGAUGUUAUGUCACAAGUUAAGGCAGAUGACUUAGACGUCGACGACCCCGAAAGUGGUGCAUAUUUUGAAGAUGUUGGGGAAGAAAUUGAGAUGGAUAUGUAA